UCUUGCACUGAUGCUUGACUUUUGACAGACGUCAGUAGAUUCCUCCCCCAGACCAAAUCUCUGGUUGGUGCUUCUCUAACAUCGGCAGCAGCCAUUCUCAGACCCCAGUGCCUGACACUAUGGUUCGUCACAGUAAACUGCAGAAGCAGGUGUUGUCUCUUUACCGACAGUUCCUCCGAGCUGGCCAGGACAAGCCAGGCUUCUUACCCAGAAUACGGGAUGAAUUUCGAGAAAACUCCCGCCUCAAAAAGACUGAUGUCAUGCACAUCGAAUACCUUUACAGGCGUGGGGAACGGCAGCUGGAACAACUGAAAGAUGUGAACACAAAGCAGCUAGGCACUUUCUCCAAAUCAAGAGAGAGCUGACCGAUAUAUUUAUUUUACUCUCUAUGAUACGUCUAUAUUGUUUGUAAGCAAUUGUCAGUGCUGUAUAAAUUAAUGAUGACUUGUGAAGAGUAGUUGGGGUAGAGCAUAUUGGAUGCUCUUAUCGUUCAGAUACACUUUGUCAAACUUAAAUUGCAUUAAUUUUCACAAUAAACAUGAAAUAUGA
Hypomesus transpacificus is the source of this 549-nucleotide messenger RNA. RefSeq names its product succinate dehydrogenase complex assembly factor 1 (gene sdhaf1). NCBI's taxonomy places the organism in Eukaryota, Metazoa, Chordata, Actinopteri, Osmeriformes, Osmeridae. Gene Ontology annotation, biological process: mitochondrial respiratory chain complex II assembly. The coding region runs from base 120 to 365 and encodes 81 amino acids. The record is from RefSeq and is a predicted model, not a curated record. Gene Ontology annotation, cellular component: mitochondrion. The transcript has a single exon.